This is a messenger RNA of Periophthalmus magnuspinnatus, 4486 nucleotides long. RefSeq names its product polyamine-modulated factor 1-binding protein 1-like. NCBI's taxonomy places the organism in Eukaryota, Metazoa, Chordata, Actinopteri, Gobiiformes, Gobiidae. The record is from RefSeq and is a predicted model, not a curated record. Bases 41 to 4303 code for a protein of 1420 amino acids. Gene Ontology annotation, molecular function: GTP binding. The transcript has 7 exons.
ACUAAGAAAUUCAGACGAUGUGAGUUUUUCUUCGGACAUUAUGGCAGCUGAAUCUGAUGUUCCACUGAAGCGUAGCAAUAGUUUCCCAUUUUUACCACCUUACAUGUCUGAGCUCAGGGUGGUUAUUCUGGGGAGUGACUGGAGUCAGAGGAGCUCUGUGGGAAACCUGUUAUUGAAUGACAUUGUGUUUGAUGCAACAAAAGAACCUGAACGUCCCACAAGACAAACAGGAAAACUCCAAGACAAGGAGAUCUCAGUGAUCAACUGUCCAGACCCGCUCCAGUCCGGCCUCACUGCAUACAAACUGUCAGAGAUAGUCACAGACAUAGCAGACGCCUGUGCCCCUGGUCCUCAUGUGUUCCUGUUGGUUCUACAGCCUGAAGACUUCACUGAACAACACAACCUCAGACUACAGUCAGUCCUGAGGAGCUUCAGUGAGCAGGCCUUCCAUCAUUCACUGGUGCUGCUAACAGCAACAAAAGAGACCAGUGUAAUGGAGGAUGUGAAUUCUCCCCCUCUGAAAGAUCUGAUUACAAAGUGCAAAGGCAGAUAUCAGUGGGUGAAGAGCCUUGAAUCAUAUAUGACCUCUGAAGUACACAAAGAGCUCUUUACUAAAAUAAUCCAGAUAUUUAAAGAGGACAAUGGAAACCAUGUUGUCCACGAUAAAUUUGAGGAUGCUUCUCAAAUUGCUCAUCAUCAGACCAAAGAAAGAGAAGGCGGCAUUUUUACUGCAGUUAAAAAAGGACUUAACAUAUUGAAAAAGCCUAUGUUAUCUUCAGGAGCUGCUCUCAGGAUUGUACUGUUUGGAAAAAGCGAUGAUAAAAAAAACAAAAUGUUUAAUUUUAUUCAUCAGAAGUACAACGAUCACUUGGGUGUGCCAACACAACAUCAUAUUUCAACAACAUAUUCUGCUAUGUGGAAAGAAAGAGCAGUGGUAGUGAAGACCCCAGACUUGUUCAGUCUGUCUGUGGAGACUGUGACAGAAGAAAUGAAGAAAUGUGUGUCUGAGUGUUAUCCUGGACCCAACGUCCUGCUGCUGUUGGUGAAACCUUUAGACUUCACUGAGAACGACAGGAAAACUCUGAUGCUCAUCCUGAGUCUGUUUGGUCCAGGUGUCUUUAAACAUUCCAUGGUGGUUCUCACACACAACAUGCAAAUGACCCCCAGUGUUUCAAAGCUCAUUUCUGAUUGUGGUGGAAGAUUCUACAACAUCUUUGAUGAAAACCACAAACUCUUGACUGAUUCCCUCAUGAGGAUUGUACAUGAAAACAGAGCAUCCUUCCUCACUCUCACUGAGGAGCAGAAACCCUCUCUGAGCCUAGUUCUUUUUGGGAGAAGUGGAGCAGAGAAGACCUCAGCAGCUGAGUCCAUCUUAGGGCGAGCAGAGCUCCCUGCAGCGAGCGGCCCAGGGCAGUGUGUUAAACAUGAGGGAGAGGUGUGUGGGCGUCGGGUGUCUCUGGUGGAGCUGCCGGAUCUGUCUGGAAAACCUCUAGAGGCAGUGAUGCAGCAGUGUCUCCACUGCAUCUCCCUCUGUGCUCCUGAGGGUGUCCACCUCUUCAUCCUGGUUCUACCGCUGGGUCCACUCACCGACGAAGACAAGGCCGAGCUAAAGACCAUCCAGGACACACUCAGCUCACGAGUCCUUCUCCUCACUAUGAUUCUGUUCACUGUGGACUCAGACCCCACUGCUCCAGCUGUGCUUCAGUUUGUCAAUGGAGACAGAGACAUCCUGGAGCUGUGUCAGAGCUGUGGAGGAGGAUAUUUUAUACUCAACUCCAGGGACCAGAGGCAGGUCUCUCAGCUGCUGGAUUAUUUAGACACAUUGAGGACCAAGAAUUUAAGUUACAGCUACACCACAGAGACACUCCAUCAAGCUCAAAUAGAGAAGAUUUCAGCUCAACACAAAGAAAUUGACGACAUGAAAAGUAAAACAAAAAGAUGUGAUGAUAGUCUGAGUCCUGAUUGUCUCAGGAUUGUUCUGAUUGGAAAAACAGGAAAUGGAAAGAGUUCUUCAGGAAACACCAUCUUGGGAACAGAUGAGUUUUUAGCUAUACCUAGUCAAAUGUCUGUCACUAAAGCUUGUAAAAGUGUCAAAAGUACAGUAGGUGGACGCUCUGUGACUGUGGUGGACACUCCAGGACUGUUUGACACGACCAUGUCCCAUGACGAGGUCUUUGAGGAGAUGCUGAGCUGCAUUAGUCAUUUAGCUCCUGGACCACAUGUUUUUCUGGUGGUGUUACAAAUUGCACGACUGACGAAAGAAGAGAAAGAGACACUAAAACUUAUCAAAGAAGGGUUUGGAAAAGAGGCAGAAAAGUUUAUUAUUAUCCUUUUUACACAUGGAGAAGUUCUGGCCAGUGCUAAAAUGUCAGUUGAAGAUUACAUAGACAAACAUUGUGAAAGUUCCUUUCAGAACCUGAUCUCUAACUGUGGGAACAGGUACCAUGUGUUUAAUAACUGUGAUAAAGAGAAUCACACUCAGGUCCAAGAGCUGCUGCAGAAGAUUGAUCUGAUGGUGAAGGAAAACGGUGGACGCUGCUACACCAACGACAUGCUCAAAGAGGCGGAUGCAGCCAUUAAAAAAGAGAUGGAGAGAAUUAUGAAAGAGAAGGAAGAGGAGAUGAGGAAAGAGAGGGAGGAGAUGGAGAGAAAAUACCAACAGGAAAUGGACAAACAAAGAGAAGAAUUUGAAAAAGAACGACAACAGAGAGAAAAAGAACUCAGAGAAAAGGAGGAAAAGAUUAAAGAGCAGCAAAAAAGAGAGCAAGAAAAGAGAAAAGAAGAAGAGAGGAAGAGGGAGGAAGAAGAGAAACUGCAGCAUCAGGAAUGGGAACAAAAAAGACAAGCUCUGGAGGAAAAAAUAAGAUUAGAGCAAGACUCAAAAGAACAAUUUGAAGUAAAACUUCAGGAGAACAGGAGACAGAUGGAAAUGGAAAGAGAGCAGUGGGAAAAAGAACGGAAAGAAUGGUGGGAGAAAAGAAAACAAGAAGAUGAAGAGAGACAACAGCAGGAGAAAAAAUUAAAAGAAGAAAUUAAACAAAUUGAAAAUGAAAAACUGCAGAAAGAAAAAGAACUAAAAGAAAAAGAAAUGAAGAUUAAAGAAGAAGGAGAUGAGCGCAAAAGAGAACAAAAAAAGAGAGAAGAAGAGGACAGACAGAGGAAGGAACAAGAGGAAAAACUGCGACAAAAACACAAAGAACUGGAAGAAAAAAUCAAAUCCGAAGAGCUAUCUAAAGAAACGAUUGAAACAAAACUAAAAGAGAGCAAGACACAGAUGGAACAGGAGCGAGCGAAGUGGGAAAGAGAAAGAAAAGAAAGGCUGGAGAAAAGAAAACAAGAAGAUGAAAAGAGACGACAACAGGAGGAAAGAAGACAAAAGGAAAUGAGACAAAUAAAAGAAGAAAAAGAGCAGAAAGAGAAAGAACUUAAAGAAAAAGAGGAAAAAUAUAAAGAAGAGCAACAAAGAGAACGGGAAAACAGAGAAAAAGAAGAAAAUAAAAGGAAGGAUGAAGAAAAACAGCAGCGUCUUGAGCAGGAACAAAAAUACAAAGAAAUGGAAGAAAAGAUCCAAUCAGAAGCAAAGUCAAAGGAAAUACAACUAAAAGAGUACGAGAGACAGAUGGAGCAGGAGAGAGCGAAGUGGGAAAGAGAAAGGAAAGAAUGGAGGGAGAAAAGAAAACAAGAGGAUGAAGAAAGAAAACAGGAAGAGGAAAAAAGACAAAAAGAGGUAGAAGAGGAAAUAAAAAAGUAUAAUGAAAAACUCAAAGAAAAUGAGCUAAAAUUAGAAAUAGAGGAAAAGAGGAGAAAGGAGUUAGAGGAGGGACAUCAAAAACAGGUGGAAGAACUGAAGAAGAUUUAUGAAGAGAAGGCCAGAAGCCAAGCCGAAGAGCACAAUGAGUUCAAAGAGAAACUCAGACAGGAGUCAGAGUACAUCAAACAACUUCACAAGGAACAAAUCAAAGAGAAAGAUAAGAGUUAUGAUCUGCUGCAGGCAUUAAAUGCUCAUAAACAGAGGCAGAAGAUGGAAACUCAUCAGAAAGAAGUAAAUGUUCUAGUAAAACAACUUUGGGCAAGACCAGACAAGUUGAUUAAAAUUAAUAAAAUAAUUUCAAAACAGGAAAAAGAAAUAAAUGAACUUGUUACAAAACAGAGAGAUGAAAUAAACAAAGUCAAAAAUGAGGAGGAGAAAAAUGCAAUGCAAAAAGAGCAGGAAAAAGAGAAAGAAACUAAGCAAAAACAACAUGAAAAAGAGAUAAGUGAGUUAGUAGAGGAAGUGAACCAGUCUUCCUGUGUGAUUUCAUAAAAUAACUAAAACGUAGAACCAUCACUGUGUUUUCCCAGAUCUUGUUUUUAGUUCAUUUGAGUUGACAGACAGAGCAGCCACACGACUCACAGAGUUAAGUUUAUGUGGCUCUGGGUGGAGUCUUGUUUUUAAUAAGGGACAUGGAGAGAGGGACAGUCUGCACAACCAUUUCUGCUCUAAUGU